Betta splendens (Siamese fighting fish) is the source of this 1899-nucleotide messenger RNA. Its product is annotated as protein FAM217B-like. NCBI's taxonomy places the organism in Eukaryota, Metazoa, Chordata, Actinopteri, Anabantiformes, Osphronemidae. The transcript is spliced from 4 exons. Bases 41 to 1585 code for a protein of 514 amino acids. The record is from RefSeq and is a predicted model, not a curated record.
CGCCGCUCGCGCGCUUUAUUUGUGCUUUUUGUGAGCUGGGAUGGGCACGAUCCUGCAGGAGCAAGUGCCAAGGCAGCGUCUGGGGAAGGUUUCCGCCAGGGAGAGGGAGUGGAGUAACAGCAGCAGGCCUGACGGGGCCAGCAACAAAAUGGGAAAGCGGCAGUCACAAAGGAAGCCGCCGCCGCCGCAGCACGCGCUGCUCAGCCAAGAGAACCACCACGAGAAGCAGAGGCUGCAGCAUAGAUGGAAGCACAAGCCCAACGCAUCCUCAGCUAAACGCGCUACCUCUCGACACAGUGCUCAGGGAAGCCUGGAGUCAAAGCUCAAGGACAGGAUGGAACCCAAGGUGCAGGUGGCUGCUGAGAGCUGUGGCCGCAGAGAGCAGAGGCAUCCGGGUUCCAGAGUGAGCAGACGCACGUCGGCCUUUUCCUGCCGUGACCUCCCAAAUCCAAGUCCUCAUCAGCCGGAGAAACACUCACCAAAGCUGGAGGCUGACAGCCAGAGAGCAAGUGACAGCGACACCGACUUGUCUGAGUCAGAGAGGCUUCCUGAGUCUCCAUCUGUCGGGGUUCCUCCACAGCUGGAGCUGAGGCCAGAGGUCAUUGAUGCUGAAGACUGCCUGGCUCAAAGGCACAUAGCCCGAGGACGGAGCUGUGACGGCUUUCCCGACUUCCUGCCUCCACCUUUUAAUUCCUGGAACCUGCGGCAGCUAGCUGCUUUCUGCAACACAGAGGGCCGCAGGGCCCCUCGGCCCAGGCCUGUGGGUUCUUUGGAGCGGUACCUGGAGAGGCUGCUGCAGCUGGAGGGGCUCCAGAUCCAGGCUGUCCAGGAGGAGAGCGGAAGGUCGUCUGUGUCAGACGUGACUUCCAGCUGCCAGCGCUCGGCUGCUGCCGCCUCUUCUCGCCUCAGUUCUCCCAAGUGCAUCCUCCAGUGUCAGCGCGCCUUCCCCCUCACCUUCCUCUCCUCCCUGCUCGGUCACUCCGCCCUGCUCUCCAGCUGCGCCUGCACUCUGUGCUGCAUCCGCUACUUCGCCUGUAGCACGUCGUGCUGCCACACCGCCCACAGCCACACGCACCCGUCCAGAAUCAGCCCCACCCUGGAGCGCAGGCAGCCGGUGUCGCUGCCCAAGAGGAGCUACAGCGAGAGCCGCGUGCACCUCUCAGAGCCAAGCUCAGCAGCUCACAGGCCCAGCAGCCCCGCGAGGACCGUCACCCACCUGCGCAGAAUGCAGGCCUCGGGCAACAACCGCAGCCUCGCUCAAGGCGCUAGCGCCAAGCCCCAGUCCGCUGCCAGGGACCGGAACACGGCGGCCGUGUGGGAAAGCACCGCAGACUGCGGGACAGCGGGGGGGAGGAGGAGGAGCGGCUCCGAGCAGAGGAGAGGAGCGGAAAGGCAGCACAACGGCUCAGAGAGAACCCGGAGCGGUUCUGAGUGUAGGAGACGAGGAGUGGAGCAAAGGAAAACCGCGUCAACGCAAAUUAAACCAGAUGCUGUCACUGCAAUAAUGGACAAUUUACCUGCUUCUAAAUAUUGUGCUGUUAACAGACCCAACAGGUGGAAAAAGCAGGUGGAGUUUGUUACAUAACAGAAACUUGACUUGACUGUUUGUGUCACAAAUGUGGCAAGUUUUAUUUUCAGUUAUUUUCACUGGAGAAUGCGGAUUGUUCUCUGCUCAAACUAUAGUUUUAAUUCUGUUCAGUCCAUCACUGCAGUGAAGUGUAUAUUGUACAUAACUGAAUGUGUGCACUGUGCUGUAGAAGUGCAUCUUCUCUUGGUUUUCCUUUGGUCUUCUGUUCUUCACUUGGCAUUUUCCAGCACAGUACAGUAUAUAUAUUUGUUGGCAAGAGUUUUUUUUACAAUUGCCAUUUUUACUAAUGGUAAAAUAAAAAUGCCAGUUCA